Messenger RNA from Triticum aestivum (bread wheat), 4850 nucleotides. Its product is annotated as L-type lectin-domain containing receptor kinase IX.1. NCBI's taxonomy places the organism in Eukaryota, Viridiplantae, Streptophyta, Magnoliopsida, Poales, Poaceae. The record is from RefSeq and is a predicted model, not a curated record. Gene Ontology annotation, biological process: protein phosphorylation. Bases 2627 to 4654 code for a protein of 675 amino acids. The transcript has 3 exons. Gene Ontology annotation, molecular function: ATP binding; protein kinase activity.
AUCAUACCUUCUUUUUAAACUGAUAUAUAAUACUAGAUGAAAACAUCAGGGACCUAUGCUCAAGUAAAAAAAAGAACUAUAAGGUGGGUCAAACAAAGGUAUAAGUUGAGCAAAGUGUUUACUUUUACCUGGUAGUUGAGUCCACACCAUAUCACUAUCUGGCCAAUGCAUAUUGGAGUUUUAGAAAAUUCACGAAUGCAGUGCAUGCUGUUAAAGUUCAAAGCCACUUAACUAGAGCCAUCAACGUUUUAGUCUCUGCACAUGCAACUAUUGAUCAUGUAUGUUCUUAUUCAUCAUUUGUGGAAACUUCAACGUGCCUAGAACGAUGCGGGCACCUGCCCAUUUGGCUCAUAUGAUAGUCAUAUGAUCCACGCUAGAACUUAUAGACCCAGUCUCUACCCCUUGACAGUGACUGGACACCGGUUGAAGCUAAGCUACGGGAGCUUGCUUUAAUUUCAAAUCAAAUGAAUGAUGUGACAUGGCUAGUCGCUUUCUGAGCGAAAAGUGCCUGCAGCUCCCGGUCUCCACUGCUCUUGGUAUUUGAAAAUUUUGAAAAGCACACUUUUCUUGCUAAAAAAAUUCCUAAAUCAAAUACGUGGAUACAUACACACAUUCCUAAGGCCUGGUAAAAAGCUGAAAAAGAAAUACUUUGUAUUUUGAGAAAUAUAAAAAAGAGAAAUUUCUGAUAUAAAUGGGAUCCAUUUUCUCCUAUAUACUGUCAGAAUUUUGUUUUUUUCUAUAGCUCAAAACAAAGCGAGAUAUCUACCAAAACUUGCCACGGGUAUUUGGAAUGUGUAUAUGUAUCCCUGGAAAAAUUUCAGAUUUUUUUGAAACUUCAAAAACACAAAUUUCAAAAUGUUAAAUAUAGGGAGCAGUGGAGCUCGGGUGCUGCAAUCCCUCUCUCCUUUCUGAGUUGAAUUAUAACACAUGGUAGGAAUCCCCUUUCUCGACAUCACAACGUUUUCGUCUUGCUACUGCUCUGACCGGGAUAAUUCAAAAGUUUAGUCGACGGAACUUGUCUAUAUUAUCUCAUUAACCUCCAAAUCCAGUUUUGUUUCUAUUUCACUUCUUUAUAAUGCAAGAGAGAAAGCCCUCCCAACCUCCCCUGCAUCAUACAGUAUAUGAUAAACAAAUCCUUAAGUUUAUUGCAAAGUUCUUUUUAGCCGAUUUAUUACAAAGUUUCCAAGCAAUACGAUGAGGCCAAAUGGUAAAGCUGUGAGUGUUGACAUAAAAAGAGAGUGAAGUGUUACCUUUUUCUUUGGCAAUUGUUAGGCGGCAAUUUGGUUCCAGGAUACACAUAUUUUCCAAAUUGUGGAAAAUUUAAAUAUCCAAAUAAUUCUUUUUUUUUCAUGCAUAUAUACACAGAUGCAAAUCUACAUAUGUACAAAACAUCAUCAAACAAUAUGUCUAUUUUUAAGCUACACAAAAAUGGUAAAUUUGCGCAUCCAUAGAAACAAAUAGUAAUUCAACUUUGGGUUCACAUAUUUGUCUUUUUUUUCCAAACCACAACUAAAAGGGUAUGAGUACUACAACUCUCUCCAACCUCGUUCUCUCCUUCUCCUUCUCCUUCCUCAGAUCUGCUUCGUUUGGUCCCUCCCCUCUCCCUCCGGCCUUGCCGACGACAAGCAGGGUGAGGGUCCCUUCUUCCCCGUAGUUGUGGGUAGUUUAUUUGCAUCCCUAGUGGCACUUUGACGCUAUGUCAUCUAGAUGGUGGAGGUGCUUGCUGAUGGAGAGUACUCUCUCCAUCUCAUCUUAAGUGUAGUGUCAAAAACGUCUUUAUAUUAUGGAACGGAGGGAGCAGCUUAUUUGCGUACUUGCUCGUAGUCGCUUUCGUACUUGGUGGCUACCUAGGAGCAGUUGGGUCCAAGCCCUUAAUAAUGAAUAAAGGUCCUUUGCCUUUUCUUCUUCCAAUAAUCCCCUUGUUUUUUCUUAAUCUUGUGGCCAACCAAAAAAAGACUACAAGGUCGGUCAACUUUGGUGACCUUGUAGUCGAUCCUUAAAAUAUGAAAAAUACCACGAGCCGGUAGAAUAAUGAACAUGGAGCAGGGCUCUCUGCGCAUAUAGGAGUACCUUUAUCAAGGGGUGUCUCGUGUAAGAUUUUGUGUGGCGCACCACUCACCAGUACCAGUACCGUACCACUGGCUGGCCAUGGCUCCACCUCCAUGUGUUGGUCUUCUGAUGCUGCUCCUACUCCUAGCCGUCGUCGUCGCAUUGGUAUGGCCGGCCAUCAUGUGCACCCGGCGAGGCUGCCCGUCCAUGCGCUGCGAUUCGUUCGUUCGAGGCACCGCUACCGCCUGCCGGAGAAGAUGCCAGGCCGGCAGUGGGCGCCGGCUACUUCGGUCUGUCAAACUUGCUGAAGUCCAAGUCACCGCUUGACUUUGCCUGCCUAGUCUGAAAUUUCUGAAAAGGACAUAGGCCGACUAUUCAUCAACUGAACGAUCGCCUUCUACGUCUAGCUGAGAAAAAUAGGUGUGAUUUGUGGCUACAUGCCUACAAGACUCGCCUAGAAGACUGACUUCAUCGUUUUUUUAACUUCGAUUGAAUUUGUCGUUGCCUAGAAGACUCGCCUACAAGACUGACUUUAUCGUUGCUGUGCCCAUCCUGUUCUAGCACCGAGAGAUCCAAUAUGCACCACUUCCUCCUCCUCUUUCUCAUUUUCUUGCUUCCCCAUGAAACCAGCUACUACGCGGCCGCAGCUUCCGGCGGUGGCGACUUGUGCAGCCGCCGGUGCGGCGGUACCACCGUCCCAUACCCUUUCGGAUUCUCCCCCGGCUGCCCCAUCGCCCUGUCGUGCGACGCCAGCACCUCCACGCCCAUCCUCCCAUACAUAGACAUAGGAGAUAACGGCACCAUGCACCGUGUCAUCGCCUUCAACUCCACCAGCUCCACGAUGGUCGUCGACCUCCCUCCAUCGUGCAGCCGCAGCGUCCCCGAGGCCAGGAGGGAACUCUCCGGGGGCAACUACGGCGUGUCAUCUCGCACCGGUCUUUUCCUCCGCGGCGGCUGCAGCGGGAUCAACGCUUCGGCGGGCGCUGGAUGCAGCGUGCCGGUGGACGUCAUGUCCAGGCUGCUCCGCACGGCGCACUGCGCCGCUAACAGCAACGGCACCUCGGCCAGUACCGUGGUUUGCGAUGCUUCCGCCGCAGGGAAUGCCACUGCAUACCAGUUUCUGCGGUGGGAGAAGUUGGAGAAGCAAAAGUGCGACGACGUGCUAACCUCCACGGUGUUCGUGCUCACGGCGGAGUGGGCGCCUACGCUGGAGUUCGGCGUGGCCGAGCUCGGCUGGUGGCUCAACGGGACGUGUGGCACCGGCGGGGGCGAGCGUUGCACGGCGAACGUGACGUGCACCGACGUAGAAACGCCUAGCGGGGAGUUGGGGCACCGGUGCGGGUGCGUGGCGGGGAUGGAGGGCGACGGCUCCUCGGCCGGCGACGGAUGCUACCUCGGUGCAUCCCUGCGUGGUGUCCCAAGCUCGAAGCGCCGAAGACUACCCCUGCUCGUCAGCCUGUGUGGUGGGUUCCUGCUUUCUCUUGGCAUUUUUUCCCUCUUCCUCGUACACUGGCGGAGAAGGCGUAAUACCAUGAACAAGACAACCAAACAGAUGCCGAAAAAGGCAAUGACACACUUCCAUGAUGAACUUGUGGAGGCCGAGCUGGAGCAAGGAGCCAGUGGCCCCCGACCAUUUUCCUAUCAGGAGCUCACUGUCGCCACCGACAACUUCUCCGAAGAUAGAGCGCUCGGGAGAGGAGGCUUUGGGUCCGUGUACCGAGGGUUUAUGGGCGACAUGAAUCGCGAAGUGGCUGUCAAGAGGGUGUCUGAGACCUCUCGACAGGGCUGGAAGGAGUUCAUCUCGGAGGUACGAAUCAUUAGUCGGCUUAGGCACCGGAACCUUGUGCAGCUCAUUGGCUGGUGCCAUGGUGGCGAAGAGCUCCUCCUCGUCUAUGACCUGAUGCACAAUGGCAGCCUCGACACUCAUCUCUACAGACCGGACUGCGUGCUGACAUGGCCGGUUAGUAUUUUUAGGUAUGAAAUAAUGCUUGGCCUAGGUUUGGCGCUUCUGUACCUGCACCAAGAUACGGAGCAGCGCGUGGUGCACAGGGAUAUCAAGCCAAGCAACAUCAUGUUGGACGCGUCCUUCACUGCUAAGCUAGGUGAUUUCGGCCUUGCAAGGCUCAUCAACGACGGCCGGAGAUCGCACACGACCGGCAUAGCUGGCACAAUGGGGUACAUAGAUCCGGAGAGCGUGUUGGCCGGUAGGGCGAGCGUCGAGUCAGACGUGUAUAGCUUCGGGGUUGUUCUCCUGGAGGUCGCUUGUGGGCGGCGGCCAACUUUGGUCCAAGAAGACGGAGAUGUCGUCCACAUUGUCCAAUGGGUGUGGGACUUGUACGGCAGAGGAUCAGUCCUCGACACCGCUGAUGAGUGGCUUAGGGGGGAGUUCGAUGAAGGGCAGAUGGAGCGUGUGAUGGUCUUGGGACUCUGGUGUGCGCACCCUGACCGUGGCAUGCGGCCAUCCAUCAGGCAAGCGGUGAGCGUGCUGCGGUCUGAAGCGCCACUGCCGAGCCUACCGGCGAGGAUGCCGGUGGCGACGUAUGGGCCACCGACUAAUCAUUCGAGUUCCGGAACUUUGGUGCUGAGCAGAGUCAGUGGCCGGUGAUGACGGUCCCAUCGGAACACUAGUUAAAUUCUCCAGUUAUUGCUGGGUCUCAGUUCCUUAUGUCGGUUAUAAAUCAUGCACUAGCAGGAAGAGACAAAUAUACAGAAACAAAAUGUUGCCUCCAUUGAGCAUCUAUGAAACAAACACCAUGUAUAUUGCCGGAUCAUCUUUAUUUGCAAGGAAACUCUUUCUCUUC